CGCGCCUUCGGAUUACCUUCGAUAAGAUUGCAAAAACUUGAUUGCCACUGCUAUGGAAGUUAAUAUAAAAAACAUUGAUUUUCGGCCCGGAUUUCGGUGGCAGCUUCGGCCAAAAAACCUGAGAUCAACCUUCAGCCUCGCUACUGCCUCGCCUUCUCACCGUCCUCGAUUUACUAUCUUCCAAUAUUACCCUCAAGAUACUGCCGUCAACCUUCAAUCAAGCUCAACAAAUAUAGGUUAGGCAUCUCCCACACACAUUCGUGCAUCAUGCCGCCCACAUCGGGUCCAGUCGUCGAUGCUACGCAAGGCUAUGGCCACUUCUACUUCGCACCUCCUUAUUUCACACGCGGCUAUCGGUCUUCGUCACGUUGCAAUCGUCCCAUCAAGGUUCACAAAAAUCCAAAAACAAUCAAUGAGCCGAGCCCGUUCGAGACCUGUCUGCCGCAGUUCCCGUUCACGAAGCUGCCCGUGGAGAUCCGUCACAUGAUCUACAAUCUGCUCUUGGCUGCCUUAACUGAAGACCGCUCUGGAUUGCAAUUUAGAGAGGAGUUCCCUGGAGUGGCGAUGGGGCAGGGCUUCCGAUUCAAGCGUCCUUACUAUGAGGUCGAGAUCAAGGAAGUUCGUGUUCCGCACUUCGAUGAGGAGUACUAUGGCCAUCCGGAUCGCGGCUCUAACUGCGCACCCCCGGGCACAUGCGACGACCUUGAUAUGAAAGAAUGCCAGGCCAUCCAUCAUCUAUCUCAUGUUAGCCGGCAAUUUACCUCGGAACUCGGAGAAUGCUUAUGGGGAAAUGCAAUCAUUAAUAUCCAAUGCCCAGAUUUCUUCUUUGAUUUCUUCGAAGAUCGACCUCAGAUUUGGAAGCACAUCAAGGGCCUUUCCCUUUUCAUCUAUUGGACCAACAUAGAUGAUUCCGCCAAUUUUGGGGCUCUUCUCCUCAGGAUUUCGAAGUUCGUCUCAGGACACCUCGAUCUUCGUGUUUUCUCUAUCCGUAUGGUUCCGGAUUACCAUGGAUUGACUGAUCUUUCCAGGUUCGAACGCUUGAAGAGCUGGAUCACCGCCUUCCGAGGCCUCAAAAUUGGAGAAAAGUUCACGGUACAUAUUGAAACAUCCACUGCAAUGUCAAACCUGGAUCACAGGGUAAACGAGCUUAGCAGAAGGCUUUCGGCUUUGUGGCUACCAGACUCGCUAAGGGCGGCUAAGGUGAAGGCGUAAGGACACCAUUGGGCGUCUAGUCACUCAUGCUGAUGUCGAUGUUUGCUCUCGUUACCUCAGGAUUUGGGCUUCCUGAUAACUCUGGGCGAACAAAAUUCGGCGAGCAUUUCCCUG
Hyaloscypha bicolor E is the source of this 1326-nucleotide messenger RNA. RefSeq lists its product as uncharacterized. The transcript has 4 exons. Bases 268 to 1212 code for a protein of 314 amino acids. The record is from RefSeq and is a predicted model, not a curated record. NCBI's taxonomy places the organism in Eukaryota, Fungi, Ascomycota, Leotiomycetes, Helotiales, Hyaloscyphaceae.